AUGUUAAGGUGUAUGUGGAUCAGCUCUGUCCACAACGCCUUCACAGCUUCUUGGAGUAUGGGAAGAAAGCUUUUGAGAAAAAAUAAACAUACCCGCACACAGGAGGCCACCUGCCUCGCUACCGGUUAUUACCCCCAUGGGGCAAGAGUCCGGUGGGUCCGUGGUGAGAGGCAUGAGCCAGUCCCAGAACACAUGCUCCUGGGAGGCGAGGAGCUUCCUAAUGGAGAUGGAACUUUCCAGACCCGUUUGACUUUGAGGCACUUGGGGGAAGAGGAGUACAAGUGUCAAGUGGACCAUAGUAGCCAGGAGACACCGAUGAUGAGGACUUUAGAAAAGCCAAGGACCAGGAUGUUUCUGCUGUCUCCUGCUCUCAGCGUGGUCUUGAUUAUUGUUAUGGUGGUCGUAGCCAAACGGAUAUAUGAAAGAUGCCACCAUCAGGACGAAACAGAUUUACCACAGGAGACAAGAUUGUAACUCUCCAUUAAAGGUGCUCUAAGCGAUGCUGGGCAACGUCACUUCUGUUGACUUUCAAACAAAACAGAGAGCUAGCUCGCUACUUCCUCCCCCUCCCUCCCAUGCUGCUCCCGUGCAAUUAAAACUCUC
Molecule: messenger RNA, 603 nt
Organism: Alosa alosa (allis shad)
Lineage: Eukaryota; Metazoa; Chordata; Actinopteri; Clupeiformes; Clupeidae
Product: hereditary hemochromatosis protein homolog
Exons: 3
Coding region: 1-474 (157 amino acids)
Biological process (GO): immune response
Cellular component (GO): external side of plasma membrane
Source: RefSeq, a predicted model, not a curated record